AUGGCACUGUUGGCUCUUCCACUGAAGCGUAAAUUUUCACCCGACGACAUUUUUUUCCAACUAGGAAACCUCGAAAUACGUGCACUAUGGUUAAUGAAACAGGCAAUCAUUCCUAAAGAUCAAGAGUAUAUUAAAAAGGAGAUAGAUAACAUAACUGGCUUUACUUCGCCAGUUGUAUGUACACAACAACCCUGGUGUAAACGGAACCCUUUAUACUUUCCAACUGCGGCGGCAUAUGAAUCACACUAUAAUGCAUCUCACAGACAUGUCUGUUCGGAGUGUAAGGCUGUUUUCCCAAAGCAGCGAUUCCUCGAGUUACAUUUGAAUGAGAUUCACAGUACUCUUGUGCAAUUGCGAAGAGAACGAGGUGAGAAAGUGUACGAAUGCUUCGUUGAGGGAUGUAAAAAGAAGUUUUCAACGGUGAAAAUGAGACGAUUGCAUACCAUUGACGCGCAUAAAUACCCAAAGAAGUUUUACUUUGCGAUUAUCAAAUACGGAAUCGUGCCGUAUAGCAUUCGCCGUCAACAGACACAAUCCCGGGGCCGGAACACACAGAUAAACAGACAAUCAGCAUCGCUUCCAUCCUCGUCAACGUCUGCGUCGACCUCUCAUGAUGAACCCGCUAGUAUGGAAGGGUUAGUCUCUUCAAUGUCAAGGAUGAGACUGGACACUGGUAAUACCGGCAUGGAAGUUGAUGAAAAAAUUGACGAGAUGGAAAUUAUCGAUACCGCCAAGGGAGAUACUGUCUAA
This is a messenger RNA of Paraglomus occultum, 750 nucleotides long. The record is from the annotation of a GenBank genome assembly. Lineage: Eukaryota; Fungi; Glomeromycota; Glomeromycetes; Paraglomerales; Paraglomeraceae.